GUCUGUGGCUCAGUGGGGAUGAGGCCCCAGAAACACCUGCUCUGAGGCAGCCCAGGUGGGCGGGUCUGGGGGGGCCAAACCAGCAGAGUUAUGGCAGCUCGGCUCAGACAUCAGCACCGGUCGGACUCCUGGGUUCCCGGCCCGGCACUCUCAUGGACUCGCCACUGACAGAGCUCGCGGUCAGGAAACCCUUGGCUUACGUUUCACAAGCUGUCUUGUGUGUGUAGGAGCUAUUCCUGGUAUUUUGGUGGGUCACACCAAAAUGGUGGCUAUCCACCAAAGUAACUCUAGGUGGCGGAUUUACUCUACCUAGGAAGAUUUAAGAUGCAGAGGGCUUUCUCCACCAGCUUCUAAUAAAGUGAGCUCAGGUUCCCAAACAAACACAGUUAGUAACAAUCUUUUGCACUUCCUUCAAUUUUUCAUUAAGUAAGUUUAUGAAUAUGAUCAUAUGAUACAAUAGCAGGGGACUGGACUCUGACCCAGGAGGUCCCUUCCAGUCCUAUGUUCCCAUCCUUACUCAAAAAGGCUGAGGGUUUAUUAGCUUUCUCUUGCAUGCCUUUGGAUGCAUGUAUAAGCAGCUUUUGCUCUACUGCCUUGAUUUACAAAGUCAGCCAGGUGGAAUGUUAUUCAUUAUUUGUAGUGUAGUAGCUCCUAGGGCCCUGAUCCCAGCCCCGUUGGGCUAGCUGCUGUAGAUGCAACAAUGGCCCUGCCGUAGAAAAUUUACUCUCUGCCUCUGGAUGUAACCAUAUGUGAUGGCAGACUCCCCCUACCCUGAGAUAUAUACAAUUCAGGAUAUAGAAUUCAGACAAGAGCUCUCGCCUGCUGCUACACCUCACAUGCUGUAAAGAUACACACCUGGAUAUCUGACACUAAGCUGUGUGGCAGCAAGGGGAUUGCACAUACCCUGCUGGGCGUGUGUGAUUUAAAAUAAAAGUCGCUGCCAUCUUGAUUUAAGAACACAAGAACGGCCAUACUGGGUCAGACCAAAGGUCCAUCGAGCCCAGUAUCCAGUCUACUGACAGUGGCCAGUGCCAGGUGCCCCAGAGGGAAUGAACAGAACAGGUAAUCAUCAAGUGAUCUAUCCCCUGUCGCUCAUUCCCAGCUGCUGGCAAACAGAGGCUAGGGACAUCAUCCCUGCCCAUCCUGGCUAAUAGCCAUUGUUGGACCUAUCCUCCAGGAAGUUCUCUAGUUCUUCUUUGAACCCUGUUAUAGUUAUGGCCUUCACAACAUCCUUUGGCAAGGAGUUCCACAGGUUGACUGUGCUUUGUGUGAAAAAAAUACUUCCUUUUGUUUGUUUUAAACUUGCUGCCUAUUAAUUUCAUUUGGUGACCCCUAGUUCUUGUGUUAUGAGAAGGAGUAAAUAACACUUCCUUAUUUACUUUCUCCACACCAGUCAUGAUUUUAUAGAUCUCUAUCAUAUCCCCACUUAGUCGUCUCUUUUCCCAGCUGAAAAGUCCCAGUCUUAUUAAUCUCUCCUCAUACGGCAGCCGUUCCAUACCCCAAAGCAUUUUUGUUGCCCUUUUCUGAACCUUUUCCAGUCCAAUAUAUCUUUUUUGAGAUGAGAAUACUGCACACAGUAUUCAAGAUGUGGGCGUCCCAUGGAUUUAUAUAGAGGACUUUGAUCGCAAAUCAAGUCAGCUCCUCUAGCUGUGAUUCAGCCUGGGGUGACUGAAGAUUUUGGAUCUUACAGUUGCCUGAGCUCAUACCAACAGGAGGGGAGGGCGUGGGUGGGAAAAUGCCCGACCGCGACAACUACAACAAUGGCAGUAGCAGCGAUGAGGCGGGCGCCAACUCCGACGACAUCUGCCGCGACUUCCUGCGCAACGUCUGCAAGCGAGGCAAGCGAUGCCGCUUCCGGCACCCCGACAUCAGCGAGGUCACCAACCUGGGCGUGCGCAAGAACGAGUUCAUCUUCUGCCACGACUUCCAGAACAAGGAGUGCGUGCGCCUCAACUGCCGCUUCAUCCACGGCACCAAGGAGGACGAGGACUGUUACAAGAAGACGGGGGAGCUGCCCCCGCGCCUGCGCCAGAAGGUGGCGGCUGGGCUGGGCCUCUCCCCAGCGGACCUGCCAAACAGCAAGGAGGAGGUGCCGAUAUGCAGGGACUUCCUGAAGGGCGACUGCCAGCGGGGAGCCAAAUGCAAGUUCCAGCACUUGCAGCGGGAGUACGAGUAUGAGGCCCGGGUCAUCGCGGCCCGGGAGCCGGGCAUUGCCACCACCGUGCGCCGCUAUGACCCCUACGACGUCAUGUACGACCCCGACCGCUACGACGACCACGACCCGGUGCUGAAGCGGAGGCGGGUGGACGGGCUGCACUUCGAGACCUACGAGUACAGCUUCACCAGCCCGCGCACGGUGGAGUACCGGCUCCUGGAGGAGGAGAACGUCCUGCUGCGCAAGCGCGUGGAGGACCUCAAGAAGCAGGUCAACAACCUGCUGGCGACCAACGAGGUGCUGCUGGAGCAGAACGCCCAGUUCCGGAACCAGGCCAAAGUCAUGACUCUCAGCUCCACCGCCACGGCCACCGAGCAGACCCUGGCCCCAACCGUGGGCACUGUCACCAGUUAUAACCACAGCAUUGCCCAGACCCACACCACGCUCAGCAGCCAGGCCCUUCAGCCACGGCCUGUCACCCAGCAGGAUUUGGUGGCUCCGGCCGGAGCCCAGGCAGCACCCCCCACCAACGCGGCACCCCCCAUGAACCCGGAAAUCACCCCGCUCUCGGCUGCUCUGGCUCAGACCAUUGCGCAGGGCAUGGCUCCUCCAGUCUCCAUGGCGCCCGUGGCGGUGUCGGUGGCACCCGUGGCGGUUUCGAUGGCGCAGCCGCUGGGAGGGAUAACCAUGAGCCAUGCCACCACGCCCAUGGUGACGUACCCCAUCGCGUCGCAGAGCGUGAGGAUAACGGCCAUGCCGCACUAACGCCCCCAGAGGGCCCCGCGCACUGCCGGGGGCCGGUGCCGUUCCGAGCCGCCCCCGGCAGGCAGAGGGGCUGCUUCGCUGGCAGGACUUGCUCCUUCCUUUGGGGAGACAGAAACCGAGGAGGGAGAGAAUUGAACUGAAACCCUUGGAAACCUCUCUCUCCUUCGGGAGAGGCCUUUUAGGGGGUGGGCUUUCCACCCUGGAGGCGAAUGACUUGGAUUUCCCUUAACCCCUAGCCGCCAUGCGUGGUCUUCCACAAGGCAGGAGAAUUCAGGGACGAAGGGCUUUAAUGCCACACGAUUCGAAGGGUACAGUAACCUUAGAGCUUUUGCCCGUCACGUAUCUUUGCCCGAAUACCUGCCCCUCUGUACCCACUGCGCUAGUCCCUCCAUAGCCCUGCGAGUUCAGGAACUCAGUAUAUCGCCUGGCUAUGACAGUAUCAUUUCACUGACAGGACACACCAGAACGGAGGCUGUAGGGAAAUCACCCCCAAGGGCGGGAUCCCCUGGCUUGCUGCUCUCUAAUAGAGACACUCCUGGGCUUCCCUGGGCUCAGGCAGAAUCAGGGAAGCGAGACCCGGGGGACAGCACCUCCCCCAGAGAUGGCAGAAAGGCUGGCUCCGUCUGGCAGCCCUCUCCUAGGGGGAAUGGCCCUGGGGCAGCUUUGCCUGGUGAUGAAAUGGUUAAAUCCCCAAUAGGAUUUGGGUUCAUAUGUAAACUCAGCCCUGUUGCUUUAAAACAGGGCAACACAACUUAGACUCUAGGAAACUGUCUCUACAGUGGCCUUGAGAGCAUCCCUGUUCCAGUCACCCCUCCAGGGAGAGGGUGGUGCAUUCCUAGGACCAUCCGAAUCCCAAAGAGGGGUGGGGGGACUUGCCAAUUCCAGCAGAUGUUGUUGCUGAAUUGCUCACAAACCCCAGGGUUGGAAAUAAACCCAGCCGCACCCUGCAGCCUGGUGGGGGUGGGGCGCUAGUUAAAUGUGAUAGCAUCUGACCCCGCUUCGCCUAGCAGCUUGUGGGGCGGGGAUUGCAUUCUACUUGAGGUCAUGGGUUGAAAUAAAAUCAUCUCUGUUGCUGUUUGAAUUGUCAGGGCUUCUCCAGUCACCUCCCGAGGCAUGGCAUAGCUCGCUGAAAGGAGACCAGGCUUGGACAGCGAUCCUGCCAGGCCCCUGAGCACCCUCCAUUCCCCUGAUGCCUGCUGAGGUGCUCGGCAGACCUGUUCAUCAGUUCCCUCUGGAGCUGUUGGGAUUGGCAAAUGUGAGCAAAUCCACCCGUGCCCUGAGCAAGCCCUCACACCCUUCGCCAUCCACCAGCCACUUCUGUGCCUGAGCCUCCCCAACCCAAGACUACCAUCUGCCUCUUACGGCCAUUUACUCUGUUCACUCCGUUCACACGUCCUCAAAGGAACCUGGUUCAAAGAGACCCCUCCCUCCUCGUAUGCAGUAUUUUUGUUUCUAAAACCGAAGCUCACCCACGGGUCUAGAAUAGCUUUUGCGUAGUUAUGUCUGGGUUUGAUGUUUUUUUUUUUUAAGGAGAACUUAAAGAGUAGGAGAAUGCUUUACAGCAGGAGCUCUUUCUAAGGGUGCUGAACUUCGUAAGUCUAGCGUUUUAGUUCUGUGACUACAGUGUAAAGUUUUCAGCUAUUAAAAGAAAACGUACAGCCCCUGACCGAUACA
Molecule: messenger RNA, 4594 nt
Organism: Caretta caretta (loggerhead turtle)
Lineage: Eukaryota; Metazoa; Chordata; Testudines; Cheloniidae
Gene: ZC3H10
Product: zinc finger CCCH-type containing 10
Biological process (GO): regulation of RNA splicing
Molecular function (GO): RNA binding; metal ion binding
Source: RefSeq, a predicted model, not a curated record